Molecule: messenger RNA, 2259 nt
Organism: Lates calcarifer (barramundi perch)
Lineage: Eukaryota; Metazoa; Chordata; Actinopteri; Centropomidae
Product: acetylcholinesterase collagenic tail peptide
Exons: 15
Coding region: 129-1055 (308 amino acids)
Source: RefSeq, a predicted model, not a curated record
UUGUUGCUCCAGCUCUUGCUGGACGAUGACCAGGAAGAGAAGCAGCUCUAACAGACAUCCCCCCACUGCAGGAACGAGAGCGUCCACACAGAGCUGGGAAGAGGAAACGGUGCUGAGGACAAGAGGAGAUGCUGACUCAGCUGGUUCUGGGAUGGACUGCCUUGCUCAGCGGCCUCCAAACGGCUGCUCCGUCUGUCACAACCAGAUUUCCAUCGAGCAGAAACAGGUGGUCAGCUCGAAAAUGUGAAGUCUUCAUCCCUCCUCCUCUUCCGCCCCCUUUGUUUCCUCCAAUCAAGCGGAAAGCAGAGCUGAUGGUUGAUAUAACAGAGCACAUCACAGGACUUAAAGGGGAAAAGGGCUGCAGAGGACCCAGAGGACCUAAGGGCUUACCUGGUGUGAAGGGUCCAGAGGGAGAACCAGGGAUACAAGGAGCCAUGGGUCCGCCAGGAGAAAAGGGAGAGAAGGGCAACAGAGGCUGGCGGGGUCUGUAUGGAGACAUAGGAACUCCUGGGAUGAUAAAGGGCAUUAAGGGACGCAAGGGAUUCAGGGGUGAUAAAGGUGAGAAAGGGAAGAGAGGACCCAAAGGAGAGAUGGGUGAGCGUGGCAUCGCUGGAGUAUCUGGAGAGAAGGGCGACCCAGGUCUGCGGGGUGAUCCAGGCCAGAGGGGUGAGCAGGGACCCAGAGGAGAACCUGGAGGCAGAGGAACCACGGGGUUGAAGGGAUCUCGUGGACCUCCAGGGAGGCUGGGUCAUCCUGGUCCAGCAGGACUACCUGGUUUGACUGGGGAUCCUGGACUACCUGGACAAGUGUACGUCCUACCAGGCCUUCAGGGAGACACAGGAAAACCAGGUCCUUCAGCCGAAUGUAGCUGUUCACAGGGUCAAACCCCAGAGCGACUGUUGGACAGAGUCCAGACGAUCUUUAUUGCAGAUGGAGAGAAACAGAUGAGGAGGCUGCGGGGGCAGAACGUCAUGGUGCUGCGGACAGACAGACGGGCUCUGUACAUCUACUCUGAAUCCCAGUGGAUCAACGUACUGGAUUACUCCAGACACUGACCACACUCCAUUCAAUACAGACUGGAAGUGCUAUAUUACUACCACUGAAGUGCCCCUGAGCAAGACACUUCAUCUGACCUGAUCCAGUUGGGCUGCUCAGUGGUCAGUAGCUCACAUUGUGGUUGUACUGGGCAGUUUCCCGGUGUGAAUGCGUGUUAACUGUGUCAUUAUUAUUUUAUUGAAAUGACAUAUUUCAGUGAGUCUUAACUUCAGCAUUUCUGCUAAUAUGAUUUAUACAUGCAUGCCCAUUGUUCCCAGAAUUUACAUUUCAAACAAUCCUUAAACGAUCCACAGUGUUGCUCUUUUCUUCUGAAAUGUUUUCCUCAUGUAAAUAGUUUUGUAUCAUGAAUGUAGAACACAUUAUUUAUUUAAAGUAAAUUCUGUGCAGUAAUCCAACAAAGAGAUCAAUAAAAACCUGAUUACUGUCUUUUGCCUUGAUAUCAGACUAGGAUUUAGGUAGUUUAUUCAUCUUUACUGUUUAUUGUUUAACUGACUAAAUAAAAGACUUUUGCAGAUGAGGGGACACUCAUGUUGCUUUUGUGCAUGGAGUGUGACUAGAGAAUUCAUCGUUUUGAUUUGUGUGUAUGUAAUAGGGAAUCGUGUUGUGGUUCCUGGUGGAAAGUAGGGACAAAUUUACUUGAAAAAGCAAAGGUAGACCUAAAGACAGGUGACAAGGCAAAACCAACAUACGUGUCUUAGCAAUGUUAAUUAAUGUUAAGACACCACAUGCAGCCAGAACAGCUUUAAUUCUCCUUGACAUUGAUUCUAGAAGUCUCUGAAACUAUUCUGCAGGGAUUCUUCUAAAAGAUAAUCCCCUCAUUUGGUAUUUUGAUGAUAGUGGUGGAGAGCGCUAAGAUGUUAGGCCAAAAUCUACCAUAGUUUUGAACUGGGUUGAAAUCUGGUGACUGCAAAGACCACAGGAUAUGAUUCACAUCUUUUUCAUACUCAUCAAAUCCUUUAGUGACCCCUGGUGCCCUGUGGAUGGUGGCACUGUCACUCAUUUUUAAGGUUUUUCCUUUGUCAAUUGUUUGUAUAUGUACAUGUAGACAGUUUGUAGAAAUGGAUAUGAAUUUUAUCUCUGUGGAUUCAGUAGGUAUUCCAUGACUUGCUUAGUCUGCCUUAGCACAAAGACUGAGGUGCUGCAUUUUACACAUCUUUAAUUAUAGACAGCCUCAUUGUUAAGCAACAUUAAAGCCAGUACCCA